Molecule: messenger RNA, 777 nt
Organism: Colletotrichum lupini
Lineage: Eukaryota; Fungi; Ascomycota; Sordariomycetes; Glomerellales; Glomerellaceae
Exons: 4
Coding region: 1-777 (258 amino acids)
Biological process (GO): telomere maintenance via recombination; tRNA threonylcarbamoyladenosine modification
Cellular component (GO): EKC/KEOPS complex; cytosol; nucleus
Source: RefSeq, a predicted model, not a curated record
AUGGCAGGGAACCCCGCCAUUGCGCCGUGCCCCUCCAAGUUUAUCUCUUCCCAAGUUUUACCCCGCGAUACUUUUCGACCAGACCACACUUCAGCUUCCCAAACCCGGCACUCACAGCUCCGUUCUCAUCCGUCUUCCCAUCUCAUUCUUGACAUUUUUGUGCCUCCAUCUACCUUAGCAGCUAACAUGUCGUCCUCCAUCAUCGAAACCAUACCCAUCGAUCACGUGCCUGCCGAUCACGUCGUUCACGUCGCUUUCGUCAAGGAGAUCGAGAAUGCUGCCUUUUUGCACCAACAGCUCCUCGACCGCAACGCAGACUUUGAGUAUGCAUUGAUCGAUGCCUCCGUGGCCGUCUCCCGAACCCAUAUCCUGGCUGCGGCCUUCAAGGCCGUGACCGCAAAGGUUGACGGCAGCCUCAAGACCCCAAACGUCCAUUCCGAACUCGUCGCGUCCCUCAGCUCUGCCAACAAUAUUGCAGAAGCCUACCGUCGCUAUGGUAUUAGCCCGUCGACCAAGGACGUGAUCGUCGUCAAAAUCACCUCCCCGAGCGGCCCGCCCUCUGCCCAAGACGUGGAGCAACAUCUCAAGGAUAACUUCCAAGGUACCCCGACCCCGUUUACGGAUGAAUCCAUUGCGACAUCGACAGAUUGGGCCAAGGUGCGCAAGUACUAUAAGUUGAACGGUCUCGCAUGGCUCGACGCCAUCAAGGACGAAGCGGAGCGCAGAGAACAGCUGGAGACUCUGGUUCUGGGUGCAAUGGCAUUGCGCACGGCAUAA